Messenger RNA from Patiria miniata (bat star), 4094 nucleotides. Its product is annotated as exocyst complex component 3-like. Bases 156 to 2210 code for a protein of 684 amino acids. The record is from RefSeq and is a predicted model, not a curated record. Gene Ontology annotation, cellular component: exocyst. Gene Ontology annotation, biological process: exocyst localization; exocytosis. NCBI's taxonomy places the organism in Eukaryota, Metazoa, Echinodermata, Asteroidea, Valvatida, Asterinidae. The transcript has 22 exons. Gene Ontology annotation, molecular function: SNARE binding.
CGCUCGUAUACCAGGAAACGACGAUUUGAGCGCGAUAGAAAAAAAAAGUUAUUUAUGACUUGGUUGCUGACUUUCCCCGCUAGCUGGGUAUAUAAAGGGGCCAGCUGGGCUUUUGUUUCAGUCAGAGAAGCGAAUAUCAUAAUAACUGUGGUUUCAUGCAACGAGAAUUAAGAGCAAGUGGAAUUAUGAAGAAAACAAGACGCGUACAGAAGAAAGCGGGGAUCGGGAAGAAACUGCCGAUGUUUUUGUUUAAGAAGAGAAAGCCAAGCAUUACGAUCCAGAUGGAACGAAGACCGUCUGCAAACCAGAGCGACAACCUAUGGAGGAAUUACAAAAAGCUGCAACAGCUCGAGACUUGGCGAGACGGGAUUCUGCACGAUAUCCAUGAAGAACUCGCCGGGGUUGAUGAAACAAAUGUAGAAACGAAGAUACGCAAGGAGUCGUUCCAAGGUGCGGAACAUGAAUCGAACUCCAUGUUCGAGCAGAUUCGUCAAGUCUUUAUGCGUCUAUCGAGUCUGAAGACCUAUGACCGGCAUUUACUGGAAACAUGCAUCAGGAUUGUGGAUAGCGAAGAGAGGAGGGACAAUGAAUCCACCGCGAACGGCACAGAACACGACGGGCCAAGCGUCACUCCAGGCCGGCCGAAGAGAUGGAGGGAGAAGUGUCUCGAUGUCAUCAAGUCCGAAGUUUCUAAAAGGGCUUCCGAGACAGCGCCCUCACACGACAUUCUAGAGGAGGACAAGGACGGCAGCCGUCUCCUGCAACGCCUCACAAAGGCCAGAGAUGCCAUCUUGAAGGACUUGGAGCACGCCAAGGAUCUUAGUCAACUCUUCACGGAGGAAUGGGACAUGUACAACAUAUACGUGAUGACGUAUUACGAAAACGUGAUGUCACAGAUGCAUGACAGAUUUUCGUUCGAACUGAAUCAAACGGAAACUGUACAAGUCCUCUCCUGGAUGAUCUUAUGCCGCGAUCGAGUCUUCAACUGCCAGAAUGCCGACUGCAAACCUUGCCAAAUGAUUGUCCAACUUCAGGACAAAUUCCUCCGAGAAAAAAGUGUUCACAUUCACGAGUGGAUGGAAAACGCCCUCAAGAGAGACAUCAGUGACUGGCGGAGCGAAGAGAGACCAACUGCCGACCACUCGGGGGCGCUGUACUCGCACUUCCCAGUGGACAUCCUGCAAUUGCUUGAGGAAAAUAUGAGACAAGCCAAAGACAUAAGCCUGGAGUUGCAUGGACAGAUCUCCAAAGUGUGUCUGAAGGAACUGGACGCCAUCAUGGAGUCAUAUACAGCUAAUGCUAAGUCCUACAUCAACCAGGACCAGGCCAAGCCCGCGCAAGGCGGCAGAGCGCACCACCGCGUCUCCCCACCGCUGCGCCACGGUGCACGCAAGAACUCCAAGGAACAAAGGCCCACCCACUUCGAGAAAUACGUGGUUGCCCUGCUGAACAACUUCGAUAGGAUCACCGGACGUCUUCGCGAAAUGACGAAGGAAGUGGGCGAGGCCCAGAAACAGUUAACAGAAGACAGCAGAAACAAUAACAAUAUGCAGCUUGACGAGGAACCAAUGCAGAAACUUAUCCAGAAAGUCGAAACGCAAACGAAAGUCUGUUCUCGACUACUACUCCCGAAACUCAUGAAUGACAUCAAUUCUGAACUUGCCACGCUUCUGACCCCAAAUUGGUUGACCGGAAACGGUAGAGAAGCAGUGGACACGAUGUGUGAUGUGAUGACGUCAUACUUACGUCACCUCCGAGAGCCCGUGCGCACGUGGUUGAUGCCUGCGAUUGAGGAGAUGCUCAUUGUCGGUUACAUGAAAGGGCUUACAGACAAGAGGAUUACUCUGAAAGGAGACAUGAAAGACCGACAGAGCCUAUUCGAUAAGAUAUGCCGGGAGUGCCAACAACUGGAAAAGUUCUUGGAAGAGUUCAGCGUAGUGAACGGACAGAUUUCUCGCUGGGAUGUGGUUCGAGAGCUGGCCAGUCUAGUCCAAGUUAGCGACCAGCAAACAGUCAACACUGAGUUAAUUGUUCUUGCCAACAAGUACCCUGAUAUUACCGAUAAACAAGCCAGGCAUGUGCUGAAAGUGCGCGGAGACUUCACCAAGGCGCAAGUCAAAACGAUUGUCUCUACAUCCUUGGGCAAGAAACGGAGAUCGGUCAAGGGACAGAAAAAAGUGACCAUCUUUUCCAGACUGCCUUCAACUUAAGGAGAAACGCCACACCAAACCGGUGGAGAUUCGACUGCCUGACCGGACUGCCUGACGCACUGUGCCCAAUGGAUUCUCGUCACUACCACACUGCACCAUUCGCGAAUGGUGCAGUCACACAUAAUGAACUUCCCCAUAUUUAUAAGGGGACUGUAAAGUGUACAUGUGUUGCACAUAAUUUAUAUGACACGUAAAAUAUACGAGUACGCUACACCAUUUUUUGAAAUUGUGGAUGCAAACCAAAAUACAUCUGCUUCGGAACCUUCUGUUUGGACAAGUUUAAAUUGACAAACGCAUUGCGGUUAGAGAAAAUAAUUAUUAAUUACAGGUGUUUUGUACCAUCUUUACAUUUUGCAAACUUGAUAACCGUCAAAUCGAUGCUUUAUAUUUAGCUAUUGUUGCAAUAUCGCUUUGUAAUAGACCUGAGACGUGAUGACGUAAUGGCUGUGUUUACAUAUGCGCUUUCCUAUGGGAGCGAAGUCGGGACACCAGCUUUAGUGGGGACCGUCUACUUCAUAGGAAAGCGCACAUGUAAACAAAGCGUGACGUCAUUACGUCUCAGGCUUAUUGGCCAAGCUUGUGUUGAUUUUGCUUAGGCUCUCGGCUUACAUGGGCAUUGUUACAUACCUUAACUGCCAGUAAGGGGUAUGGAACGUUUCUCGAGAAAAUAUUGACUAUGCAAGGUUCGUUACGCAAUUUUGUUCUUCAUCGCAAUUAUUUGCUGUGUGAUACUUAUUUAUGCAACUGUACACAUUCAAAAUGAGGCUUGUUGGUUAUUAAUUCAAUUUUGUGGUGCAAACUGUAUUUUUUUAAAUAUAUUUAAAUAUUUAUAUUUGUUUUACAUCGUGUAAAUAUUAAUGUUAAGUUUCUUCGGAGUCAUUGUCCUCCUGACACUGUGCCAUACUGUUCUGCUUUGUUUCUCGAACGUAAUUAAUGCAUAGUUUGAAGAAUACCAUUACGUUCAAAAGCAGCUGAUUGGUGGCAGAUAAAAAAAACCUCCCCUUGCAUUGCUGUGAAGUAGCUUUGACCCAUAUGAAGCAAUUUCGUCUCCGAUCCUCACUUCGUGCGAACAAAGCAUAUUUUCUGUCUUGUCAAUCGUCUUGAAGACUUAUGAGCUAAUUAUAAAAAGGUACACUUUGUUCGUGAAGUGGUGGAGAGGUUUUGCUUUCCACGAGACUAUGAAGUAUAGGUCUACGUUUAUCACGUGUGUUUGAUAAAAAAAAAAGCAUUAGAAAUAGGUUUACUUAUUAUAAAUUAUGCAUUCUUUCGCUCCAGCAGAGUGAAGUUGUGCUUAGAAAAGAUUUAGUGAUAAUCAAUUGAACAGGACUUUGAUGCUUAUGAACUAAAACAGUAUUUAUUAUGUUCUCUUACGGUACUUAAAUCGUGUCUGCUGCCUGUAUUAUAGUAUAGAAUUAAACUGAGUGUGCCUACAUGACUUUCAAGUGUCUGUAAACAUCAAAUAACACCUUCAUUUCAAUCGCGCUAAUUUAAUGACCCCUCAGCUCUGCAGUUGGGCAGAUGAAAGCGUAAAAAUGUUGCAAACAGUGAAAUCGUAAUUCAAAUUGGACUUCAGAUAAUGUUGUUAUACAUGACCCAGAAGCUGGACGGGGAUUCUUUCUCGAACACGUUGUUCGUAAAAAUUGCGAAUUUACUCCGUCCCGACACACCUGUAGCGCACCUGUAUCGCUUUGUAAAAAUAUUGCCCGCGUUUGUACAAAAAAUAGUGUAAUACGACUGUCUUUGGAACUGUUGCUAUAAUGGCCGACUGUGGUUUCAUUUUAUUACAAAUUUGAGUGUAAAUUAUCAACAUGUUUGUUAAGCCAACAUGUGUAAACAAUGUGAUUAAAAACAUUGAAAUAAAUCGAAGUCAAAAUGCUGUUUCUA